Messenger RNA from Asterias rubens (European starfish), 2527 nucleotides. Its product is annotated as adhesion G-protein coupled receptor D1-like. The transcript has 9 exons. Lineage: Eukaryota; Metazoa; Echinodermata; Asteroidea; Forcipulatida; Asteriidae. Gene Ontology annotation, molecular function: G protein-coupled receptor activity. The record is from RefSeq and is a predicted model, not a curated record. Gene Ontology annotation, biological process: adenylate cyclase-activating G protein-coupled receptor signaling pathway; cell surface receptor signaling pathway. Gene Ontology annotation, cellular component: membrane. The coding region runs from base 81 to 863 and encodes 260 amino acids.
CAGGUGCUCCACUGUUCAUUGUUGGAAUCUCAGUCGGCGUUUUCUAUGAGGAGUACGCACCGCCUGAUGGUUUUUGCUGGAUGACUCAAAAGAUGAUUCUCAUAAUCUUCGUGCCAACCGUCUCUAUCUUAAUCAUCCUGAACACCGCUGUGCUGGUGAUUGUGCUGAAGGUGAUGAUGACAUCGUUGACUGCUAGAGAGAAGAGCAAGGACAGCGACACCUCACAAAUCAAGACUGGACUGAAGGCUGCAAUGGUCCUCCUGCCCCUACUGGGUCUAACCUGGGUCUUUGGAUACCUCUCUGUCAGUGCAUACACCUUGGUCUUCACUUAUCUCUUUGCUAUCUGUAACUCUCUACAGGGACUGUUCUUCUUCAUUGCUCACUGCGUGAUGAAUAUUGAGGUGAAGAAGGCGUACGAGCGUCGCUACGGACGCAAGAGGGCUCUCCACUCCAUGGCGACCAGCUCCACAGCACCAAUGUCCAGCCGCUCCGGGAUAUCCUCAGCUACGUCCAAGUCUAUGCGCAAGCCGAGUAGCGACACCACUGAACUGACCAAACGCAACUCUACCACCACCGCAGUGACUGGAGUUGGUUGUGACAAUCCGGCUCUGGACGUCUCCCCAAGUAAAGACUCUAGCAAGACCAAGGACGGUACCAUGAAUAACACCUCUGAGGUCAUUGGGACUGAUUCUAAGAAGACUGCACCUGGUGCGGUCAAAGUGAAUGACAUUCAGUGCCUCGUCAAGAACAGCGAGAAAGUGAAUGACGAAGAGAAGGGGUUGGUAGAGGGCGCUAAGGUUGCCAUGACAACCAUCCUAUCAAAGGAUAUCAACAUCAAGAUGGACGGGAGUAACAUUGCGUAAAAGUUUAAAGGUCGCUUCAACGUCAGACUUAUUUUAGGAAGUGCUGGUUCUGUGAGAGCUGAACGAAAAAUCAGCAAGAAGUUGACGAGAAACCAAUAGCGCUUUGGAACAACUUUAUUUAAACUGUUAAGUGUGCUUUGACAUAAUUUAAUUUUAUUCAACUUUUUAUUGAUUUGAACGAGCGUGUUUGUGAUGAUUAGUGUUUUUAUUUUGAAACUGAAGGAGAGUUCUCAAAUUGAGUUUUGUUUAUUUUGUGGUUUAAUAAAAGAUGACUCCUUCUUUUCUAUUAAAUGUUCUCAUUAUUUUUUUUAAUUACUUUUUAAAGACUUGAAAUGUCUUUGUUACACUAUAAAUCUUUUCUGAGUCAAAGUUGGCUGUUUUUAAUUCUUCUUCAUUUUUCACUCUGAAUAGAGUAGCCAGUGGCCUUACUACGUCUCCGCGUUUCAAUAUGGACACUCUGGUUGUCUUUGUUUGAAGGUUAAAAGCAAUAUGUGAUUGAAAUGUUAAAGUUGUUGCAUAUAUUUUUUUCUUCUUCAGUUUUUGGUUCCACCGCAUGCCUGCUGUAGAGUGUACAGAAGGUUUAUGCAUUAUUUAUUUUGGGGUUUAAAUUUGUAAUUGCUUAAAUAAUUGAAAGUGUUAGCAGUAUGUGGUGACAAUGUUUAGAAAAUUGUACAAAAAAGAUAUAGUUUAUAUUGAAAGUGUAAAUUAAAAGAACUAUUUUGUGUGUAAAAUACCUUAUUAAAAUAAUAUGGAAAACAAGAUGAGUUAAAAAAGUAGUACACUAUAUAUAAGAUGACAAUGCAAAGUUUGCCAGAUACAUUUGUCUUCAAAGUUUGACUUUGAAAUUUUAAAAAGUAAAUUAUUAAAAUUAUCCAGCCUUACUGCAAAUAAGCAAAUCAUGCUGUAGAAUAAGGACAGAUAGUCUCUCCAUGUGAAAGUAAAACAAUAUUUAGAGUAAUUGAAGUUUGUAGUAAAAUCUCCUUUACAUGGAUGUUUAGUUCUGAAAAGCCUCAAUUUUAAAGUGAUGCUGUAUUGUUCUUGAAACAAAAUAUAACUGCUAAUGAUUUCACUAAGCUACCAGACAUUCCUAUUUAUUUAGAUUGUGCAAGUCUCACUCACAUCAGAAACAAGAAAACAAUUAAGAUAAAAACUUCUGCGUUUUUUAAUGUCACUUGGGCAAUUUCUUAAUUUUUCUCAAGCGACUAUAAAACAGCGGUCAAAUCUUAUUCUAAUUUUUAUUUUAUUUUUGUGUUCUUUAAAUUAAAUUAAUGUUUCUAUGGAUAAACUUUACUUGCCCUAUAGUAUGAUAUACAUUUUUUUUUUUUUUUAAAGCUUUAUUUAUUUCUUAAAAGUAUUUGAAGUAACAGAAUUGUGCACAUCUAAAACUCAAUAUGUUUGGGACCAACUUGGUCCCAAGAAGUCCAAAUACUCACAACACUUGCACAGUCUAUUGCCUUAAAUAUUGAGCUUAAAAAAAACCUAGCACAUUGAUUAGAAGUGAAUCCAAAUGCUGUAUUUGUUUCUAUAUAAUCGAGUGUUGUUGGCAGUUACUAAAAUGUGCCUUGAAAAAAUAUGUUAAGAUGUAGUUUUGCAGUUUUAGUUGAAAUGUAGCUGGUUUUGCGAGACGUAAGUUUUAACAGAAAUAUUUACUUCUUAAAUUGCAA